GUGGUUCAGACGGUUCAGUGUUCUCAAAUCACAACCAACGUCAGUCGGUGGCCGCCAGUAAACAUUCAAAAUGGCGCAAUAAACAAAAGGACAGGUCCCUGUUUGUUCGUCCGUGGUUUUUUUUUUGUCCGCUCACGAAUCUAGAGAGAAACUCGUCCCAUCUAUAAUUUAUAUUUACCAUAAUUUGUUCUGUUGGCCGUCGCCUGCCAAUUGUCGAAAUUGCAAGGUGGUGUUCGUUGACCUGACCUGAAGUUUUCGUAUUGGCAAACGCAAAGUUCAAAUUAAAAAUAAAUAACAUGUUAGAAUCGUAGUACCUAGUUGUAGUUCCUAUAUUGUAGUACUUCGAUUUCAAAAUGAUACAGCGGUUUUGUUUGUUGGGGAUUUUGAUUUUCUUCAACAAACCAUCGGCAACAAGUACAUUCGACGAUUCCAUCGAUGGAAAACCAAUCAGCUCUUGUAAUUCAAAUCAAUUUUUUUGUGGUUCUGGAGAAUGUAUACCUUUAAAAUGGAAAUGUGACUUUAAUCCUGAUUGUGCUGAUGGUUCUGAUGAAUUUGAUUCAUGUGGUCUUCCAACAUGCAAGUAUUCUCAGUUCCAAUGUGCAUUAUCAAAAAAAUGUAUACCACGAGAAUGGAUAUGUGAUGGUGAACUUGAUUGUGGUGCUUCUUUAAAUUCUACAGAACAAGAUGCAUCUGAUGAGGACUCAUUGCAAUGUCAAAAACCUAGUAGUUGUCCUCCAAACAUGGCAAGAUGUGGAAAUUCAACCCAAUGUAAAUAUAUUGAAUCUUUUUGUGAUGGCACUUCUCAUUGUGAAAAUAGUACUGAUGAAGGAAGAUUUUGUGAAAAUAUGGUUCCAUGCCACGGUUUAAAUUGUGCACACGGAUGUAAACCAACUGGAAAAGGUCCAGCUUGUUUUUGUCCUGAAGGAAUGCAACCUCAUAAUAAUGAAUGUAUAGAUAUGGAUGAAUGUGAAGUUUUAAAUUAUACUUGUGAUCAAAUAUGUACUAAUAAAAAAGGAUCAUUUAGUUGUAGUUGUGUUCCUGGUUAUAUUCAAACGAAUUCAACAUGUAAAGCUAUUAAUGUUCCUGAAAAUGAAGAUGCAUCAAUACUUGUUAGUACUUCUAAAGAUAUUCGAAGAAUAUACCUUAAUGGAAGUUCUUAUGCUGGCCAAAGAUGUAAUGUUCAAGCACUUUCUCUGACAUUUGAUCAUAGAAACCAUACAGUAUGUUUUGUGCAUCAAUACAAUAAAACAAAUGGAGCUAAAUUGAGUUGUGCUAAUAUUGAUAAUCUUUCCGUGUCGGACAUUUGGGAUUUACCUCCACCUACAUUUUUUCCAUUAUUAGCAACUACUCAUGUGGCAUUAGAUUGGGUAUCAAGGAACUGGUAUUAUGUUGAUGAUGAUCGAGAUAUGAUCUAUAUGUGUACUUAUAAUAUGAAAUAUUGUCAAAUUUUGAUUGAUGUUAAUUUGAAUAAACCUAGAAGUAUUGCUUUGGAUCCAACCAAAGGAUUUAUGUUUUUUACAAAAUGGGGACAAUAUCCUGCAAUGGUAGAAAGAGCUCAACUUUCAGGUCUUGAUAGAGUACCUUUGAUAGAUCACAAAAUAGUUUAUCCAUAUGGACUUACUGUAGAUAUUCCAUCAGAACAUAUUUAUUGGGUAGAUACUUACUUAGAUUUUGUCGAAAGAAUCAAUUAUGAUGGAUCUAAUCGGCGUACAAUAAAAAAAGGAUAUCCUGUUAUAAAUUUAUACGAUAUAUCUGUGUUUGAAAAUCAUAUGUAUGUAACAUCUUGGAGAUUACAAAGUGUUAUAAAACUUAAUAAAUUUAAUGGCAGUUAUUAUGAAUCGUUGAUCACAAACUUAAGUCGGCCAUUCACAAUUCAUGUAUAUCACAGACAAGAACAACCUGAAAUUAAUCACCCUUGUAUGAUCAAUAAUGGAGGUUGUGACCAUAUUUGUGUUACUGCUUAUAAAAAUAAAGAAGCUAUUGCUCAAUGUUUAUGUCAACCUGGUUAUAGACUUACUUCUGGAAAAUGCAUUUCAUCCAAAUUGCCUGCAUUUUUGAUAUUUGGAAAAAGUAGUCCACCAAUGAUUAAAGGCAUAUCCAUGAUCUCAAAAAAUCAUAAACAACAAAUUAUUUUACCAUUAGACGAAGGCAGAAUACCUACAACUAUUGAUUAUGAUGUCAAAACACAAUCAAUAUAUUAUUCAGGAGGAAAAAAAAAUGCAAUUGAACGAAUAAGAUUGAAUGGAACAAAGAAAGAAUUAGUAAAAAUGUUACCAGAAAUGAAUUGUGAAGGUUUAGCUAUUGACUGGACUGGUCGUAAUUUAUUUUGGACAGAUGAAGGUUUGGGUACAGUUAACGUGUUUAAAAUUGAUGAUCCAACUAAACAAAAAGUAUUGAUAACCAAUAGAGUUUAUCAUCCUAGAUCAAUUGUACUUGAUCCUAAAAAUGGGUUUAUGUACUGGGGAAAUUGGCCUCGAGGCUCUACCAGCACAGGUGGCAGUAUUGAGAGAGCUUGGAUGGAUGGAAAUAACCAAACAACCUUUGUUAAUGUGGAUGUUCAAUGGCCAAUGAGCUUAACCUUAGACUUUUUUACUAGAAAGUUGUACUGGUCAGAUGUUUACAAGGAUAGGAUAGAAUGUAUUGAUUUGGAUGGUAGUAACAGAGAAAUUAUUAAACGAUCAACUCCUUAUCCAUAUGGAAUUGCUAUAUAUAAUAAUUUAUUAUUUUGGACUGAAACUGCUACUACGGAAGUAUUGAUAAAAAGCUAUAAUUUAAUAAACAAAUCUCAAGAAACAUUAGGAAUUGAAAAUCCUCCACUUUAUACAUUAAAAGUGUAUAAUAGUGAAGCUCAAGUCAAAGCGUCUCCAUAUUGGUGUGAAAAAUUAGAUUUAUGUCCUGGAUUAUGUAUGUCUACUCCCAAUGGACCAGUUUGUAUGUGCAAUGAUGGUUAUGUAUUGAGAACAACUGAUGAUAAAAAAAAAGAAUGCAUCAAGUCUAGUAAUUAUUCUACACCUAAUGCCUGUGGAGAUGAUGAAUUUCAAUGUAUUAAAAAUAAACAAUGUAUAUCAAAGAAAUAUGUAUGUGAUGGAGACAAUGAUUGUGGAGAUGGUUCUGACGAAGACACUUCAGAAUAUGGCCCUUGUGGAAAACAUACUUGUCCUCAAGAAAACUUUGCAUGUAGUGAUAGUAAUAAAUGUAUAUCAAAAUUCUGGGUGUGCGAUGGUGAUAAUGAUUGUGAUGAUAAAUCUGAUGAGAGUCCUGGAUUAUGUGAAUCAUGCUUAGCUUCACAAUUUUCAUGUUCAGUUACUAAACGCUGUAUCCCUCAUUCCUGGGUUUGCGAUGGCACAUUUGAUUGUGGGGAAGGAGACACAUCAGACGAACAUCAAUAUUGUGAAACACGCACAUGUCAAGAACUUGAGUUUACAUGUACAAAUGGACAUUGUAUAUCUUAUGAAUAUGUUUGCAAUGCAGAAGAUAAUUGUGGUGAUGGUUCAGAUGAAGUAAAAUGUUCUGAUUGUGUUGGUGAAUUUCUUUGUACAAAAAACAAUACAUGCAUACCUUUAAAAAAAAAAUGUGAUGGAGUUAUUGAUUGCGAUGGAGCAACAGAUGAAUUCAAUUGUAGUAGUGGAUUGAACCAUACUAACUAUACCUGCUCAAAUGAUGAGUUUUUAUGUUUAAAUACCACUGGUUUUUGUAUUGAUAAACAUUAUGUUUGCGAUGGAUUACCUGAUUGUCCUAAUGGUAGUGAUGAAAAUAAUUGCACUACAAUUAAAAAUUGUACUCUUGAAAAUUGUCAUUCUCAUGAAAUCGAUAAUUCAUCUUCAAUAUUUUGUGCAUAUCCAAAUAUUACUUGUGACCAUAAGAGAACGUGUAUUUCUGUAGACAUGUUAUGCAAUGGUAAAAAUGAUUGUUUAGAUGGUUCAGAUGAAGGUGGACAAUGUGCUUCAAAUGAAUGUGAGUUAUCAUCUGAUUGUUCACAUAUUUGUCAAAAUAGUCCUGAUGGCUACAUAUGUUUAUGUCCUCCCAACAUGAUUCUUCAAAAUGAUAAUACAACAUGUUCAGUGGUGAGUCCUUGUAGUACUUGGGGACGUUGUUCUCAAAAAUGUAUGAAGCUUGGUCACUAUGGACAUAAAUGCACUUGCAAUGAAGGAUAUUUACUAGCCACAGAUCAUUUUACUUGUAAAAGUAUAGAUACUAAUAUACCUCAAAUAAUAUUUAGUAAUAAACACGAAUUACGAGGAAUUGACCUAGUUACAAGAAAUGUCAAAUCAUUAAUUUCUCAUUUGAAAAACACUGUUACAUUGGAUUUUUAUCAUGCUAAGGAUGGAACUGAUACCCUAUAUUGGACUGAUGUAAUGGAUGAUAAAAUAUUUAAAGGAAAAAUAAUUGGUGGAUCAUUGAGUGACAUAGAAGUAGUAGUUCAAAGUGGUCUUACUACAGCUGAAGGUCUUGCUGUUGAUUGGGUAGCUGGAAAUAUUUAUUGGGUUGAGAGUAAUUUAGAUCAAAUUGAAGUGGCUAAAUUAAAUGGAAGUUAUCGAAGGACUUUAAUUGCUGGGGACAUGGAAAGUCCUAGGGCUAUUGCAUUAGAUCCAAGAUAUGGUUAUUUAUUUUGGACAGAUUGGGAUUCAUCAGCACCCCGAAUUGAGCGAUGCAGUAUGGCUGGAGAAUUUCGCCAAACUAUUGUACUUGUAAGCAUGUUUUCUGAUGGGGAAUGGCCAAAUGGAUUAACUUUAGAUUAUGAACUAAAUCGUAUCUAUUGGAUUGAUGCCAAAUCAGAUACAAUACAUACAGUAGAUUAUAACGGCAAUAAUCAUCAUCUCGUAUUAAAGGGACAUGAGCUUCUUUCACAUUCAUUUGCUAUUACUCUCUUUGAAAAUGAUGUGUAUUGGACUGAUUGGAGAAGUAAUUCAGUGAAUAAAGCUAAUAAAUGGACUGGUUUGAAUGUUACUGUUGUGCAACAUACUGUUACCCAGCCAUUUGAUAUAAAAAUAUUGCACCCUAGCCGACAACCAAAAGUUGAAUUUAACCCUUGUGGAACAAAUAAUGGAAAUUGCUCACAUUUGUGUUUAUUGAAUAUAAAUUCUAAAUAUAAAUGUGAUUGUCCACAUGUUAUGCAAUUAUCCAAGGACAAUCAUACAUGCAUUGAAAAUGAAAUUGUUUUAUUAUUUGCACAACUUAAUGAAAUUCGAGGUGUUAAUUUAGAACAACCAUAUUAUAAUACAAUUCCAACAUUAUUGUCUUAUGAUUCACAAGCUUUGCUGCAUGUACAAAUAGAUUAUUUGGCUGCAGAUAAGAAAAUUUACUGGUCUGAUUAUUCAAGUAACGAAAUUAAAAGAUCUAACUUAUCUGGUGGCAACAUUGAAGUAAUUUUAGAUACAGGAAUUCAUCAACCACAUGGUUUUGCUAUUGAUUGGAUGUCAAAAAAUAUGUUCAUUGCAGUUAGUUCUGAUCAAAAUCCUCUUACAGAGGAAAAAAUCUCUGGUGCCAGAACUAUAAUAGCCUGUAAUCUCGAUGGAGAGUAUUUUACUACCAUAUAUUCUAGUGAUUGGACUGAUGAAGAUACAAAUAAAACUCUACAAAUAGGUGCAUUAGCUGUACAUCCACAACAAGGCAAAUUGUUUUGGACACAAGGAAUGUCAAGUGGCCAUCAUAAUAUUAUAAUGUCCAAUAUGAAUGCAUCUUCUUAUUCCAUCAUUUAUACAGAAAAAAUAAUACCUUUUGUAUCAGGUUUUACCAGCUUAACUAUUGAUCAGGAAACAAAUACACUUUAUUGGGUUAAUUCUGAUAAACAUUCUAUACAGUCUUAUAGUAUACAAGACUCCAGAAUAAAUCCUUCUUUAAAUUUACCAGAAGAAGGUUUUCCAUCAUCUAUUGCUUUAUAUAAAAAUAAUAUAUACUAUGUGGAUAACAGAUUAAUGAAUAUUCGAGUUGCAAACAAAAUUACUGGAGAUGAAAAUUCAAAUUUUCGCAACAUAACUGCAGAUGUGUAUGCAUUGAGUCUGUAUGAUCAAUCUUUACAAAUGGGUAUUAACUAUUGUUCAAAAAAUAGAGGAAUGUGCUCUCAUCUUUGCUUACCUACUUCUGCUGAUCAUUGGGUUUGCCGUUGUGCUAUUGGAUAUACAAUUGAUCCAAAAGAUAAGAAAAAAUGUAUUGGUGUCAGUGAAUUUUUACUAUUCACUGUGGAGUCUGAAAUCAAAGGCAUAUCUUUAGUAAAAAAUGAUUCAAGACAAGUUCUAAGUCCAUUAUCUAAAACAUCAAUGGCAUAUAGCAUAGAUUUUCAUGGAGAAUAUAUAUACUGGUCAGACGAUGAGCAAGGAACUAUCAUGAGAAUAAAACGUGAUGGAACUGGUCGGCAAAUAAUUGUAAAUCAUGAACAUUCUAGUGAUACAAAUUCAGGUGCUUGGGUAUCAGGAAUUGCUAUUGAUUGGAUCGCUGGUCAUAUUUAUUGGGCAAAUCCGUCUUUAAAUAUUAUUCAAGUGGCUUAUCUUAAUGGAUCUAAUGCUUAUGUGGUGGUAGAUAGUGGAGACGACACCAUGGAGAGGCCUAAUUCUUUGGCUGUGGAUCCUGUUGCUGGUUUUAUAUUUUGGAGUAUUAGACGUCAUCAUGGAGUCUCAAGAGCAACUUUAGAUGGAAUGAAUAAAAAGAGUAUUUUACUCAAUAAAGAUCAACCAUAUGUCGAAGAUAUCACAUUGGAUUACACGAUAGUAACCCCUGCUAGUGUUGUUGUACAUAAUGGUUAUAUUUAUUGGCUUGGAAUUAUGCAAGUACAAGGGUCAUCAUCGAUAAUGGUUUCACCUAUUAAUAAUUUAUCUGCAUCCGAGGAAUUAACACGAGAAUUUGGAGAACAUCCAAAAGAUGUUCAAAUAUUUUCAAAAAGUCGUCAUCAAGGAUCUAAUAUUUGUUCUAAACAUAAUGGAGGAUGUCAAGAACUAUGUUUAUUUAAUGGGACUCAUGGGGUUUGUGCUUGUACACACGGUAUUGUUGGAUCUGAUGGGAAGAAAUGUGAAGAUUAUACUACAUUUCUUAUGUAUUCUCGAAUGGAUAAAAUUGAUAGUGUUUCUAUAUCUGAAAAUCCAAAUUUGAAGACACCAUUUAGAGUCAUGGAAUCAAAAACUUUUAUGCAGAAUAUAAUUGCAUUGUCAUAUGAUUAUGCACGUUCUUUAUUAUUUUACUCAGAUAUUCAACGUGGAACUAUUGAUGCUAUUCAUUUUAAUAAUACAGGCCAUAGAGUAAUUGCAGAAAAUCAAGGGUCUGUAGAAGGUAUUGAUUAUGAAAUGAGUGAAAAUAUAUUGUACUGGACAAACGAUCGUGCAUCUAUAAGUCGAUUAAAUCUAAGCCAACCAGAUGCUGUUCCUGAAAUAGUUUUAAAAUUAGGAGAAUCAGAUCGACCACGUGGCAUAGCAAUUGAUAUCUGUGAGAUACUGAUAUUUUGGACCAAUUGGAAUAAUUUAAAACCCAGCAUUCAAAAAUCUUAUGUUAAUGGAUUUAUGCUACAGUCAAUUAUAACAACUGAUAUUCAGAUUCCUAAUGCUCUUACAAUAGAUCAUACAACUCAUAAACUAUAUUGGGGUGAUGCAAAGUUGGAUAAAAUUGAGCGAUGUGAAUAUGAUGGAACAAACCGCGUGGUACUUGCUGAGAUGUAUCCACAACAUCCAUUUGACAUUGCUGUUUAUGGUGAUUAUUUUUUUUGGACUGAUUGGAUGUUAAAUGCAGUUUUACGAGCUGACAAAUACACCGGUGAAAAUAUUGCAUGGAUAAGAAAAGAUGUCUUACGACCUAUGGGAAUAGUCGCAGUUGCUGAAAAUAUUAGUGAUUGUAAUAGAAACCCAUGCAGAUUACUCAAUGGACGGUGUGAAGAUAUAUGCAGUUUGGAUAUUAAAGGUGCUGUAGAAUGUUCUUGUUUUAACAACCGUACACUCCUACCUGAUAAACAUAGAUGUGUUGAAAACAAAUUAAAAAAUAAUUGUUCAAAUAAUGAAUUUUGGUGUUCGUCUAAUGAAUGUAUACCUUUUGAAAACACUUGUGAUGGUAUAAACCAUUGUCUUGAUGAAUCUGAUGAAGACUUAAAAUAUUGUGUCACAAGGUCUUGUCCAGAAGGAUUUUUCUCGUGCCCAGAUUUCAAGCAAUGUCGUCCAAAUAGCAAAAAAUGUGAUGGCAUUUUUGAUUGCUUGGAUGGUUUUGACGAAAUAGAAUGUUCUUGUAAAAAUGCUUCUUUUUUCCGUUGUAAGUCUGGUGAAUGUAUAGCUCCCAAUUUACGUUGUGAUCUAGAUCCUGACUGCAGUGACGCAAGUGAUGAAAUUGGUUGUGAUAUCAAGAUUUGUGAAGAUUUAAUAUUUAAUGCUACAAUAAUAAGCUGUAAUACAACUACUGCUUGUAUCCAUCCAAAUUGGAUUUGUGAUGGUCAAAACGAUUGUUGGGAUAACAGCGAUGAACAAAAUUGCUCAUCAAUCAAACAUCUAGCUACUGAAAAAAAUAAUUGCUCAUCUGCUGAUUUUAAAUGUUCAAAUGGUAAAUGUAUUUCUAAAUCAUGGAAAUGUGAUGGUGAUGAUGAUUGUGGCGAUUCAUUAAAUACCUCAUUGCCUUCAUCAGAUGAGAUGAAUUGCCCUAUUAAAUGUAAAUCAACUGAAUUUCAUUGCAAGACCAAAUUUGGAACUUACGAGUGUUUACCAGCAUCAUGGCAAUGUGAUGGAUCUCCGGAUUGCUUGGAUGGUUCUGAUGAACCAAUAAAUUGCUUGAGUAGAAAAUUUUCAAGUAGUGAUUUUCAUUGUAAUCAAACUGGGCGAUGUAUACCAUCUACCUGGGUAUGUGACAAGGAUGAUGAUUGUGGUGAUAGUUCUGAUGAGAAUGAAGAAAUAUGUGUAGUAAACAAUUCAACUUGUCCUAUAACUAAGUUUGAAUGCGUUAAUAAAAAAUGCAUUUUUGAGGCAUAUUAUUGUGAUGGUCAUGAUGACUGCGGGGACAAUUCAGAUGAACCUGAAAACUGUAAGGUAUGUGAUUCUGUUAAAGAAUUUAUGUGUGAAAAUGGUGCUUGCAUCUUACUAACUGACGUAUGCAAUGGUAAAAAUGAUUGUGGUGACAAUUCUGAUGAGAAUUUUCACACUGAAGUGUGUAAACAUUAUAAAAAUGAAAGUUGUUCAUGGCCUGAUAAUUUCUUUUGCCAUAAUAAAAUAUGUAUCAAUGCAAAUCUUACCUGUAAUGGACAAGAUGACUGUGGAGAUUUUAGUGAUGAAGACAAGUGUAAUAUUAAUGAAUGUGCACUAGAAUCUAUUACUCAAAUCUUUCGUCCUUGUGAGCAUAUAUGCAUAGAUCGUCCUGUUGGCUAUGAAUGUAAAUGCCAUCCUGGCUAUAAGUCUGUGGGUACCUUAUGCCACGACAUUAACGAAUGCAAUUCUACUGAAAUAACAAAACCUUGUAACCAAAUAUGUCACAACACCAUAGGGUCUUAUAAAUGUGACUGUACUGCAGGUUAUACAUUAUUACGAGAUGGUUUUUCAUGCAAAGCUUCAACAAUUGAGAAGCCAAUGCUUAUUUUUGCUAAUAAACACAAUAUAAAACAAAUUGAUUUGCGAGGAAUGGCAAUUGAAAUUGUAGUGGACAAUUUAACUAAUGCUGUUGCGGUUGAUUAUGAUUAUGCUGAUAGUUGUUUCUAUUGGUCUGACAUAUCCAAUCAAGGUAGCACAAUUAAACGAAAAUGCAAAGACACGGCUUCUGAGAGAUUACAUGGCCCACUGAUAAAAAGUUCUGAUGGUAUUGCGGUGGACUGGGUUGCUAAAAACUUAUACUGGUGUGACAAGGGUAAAGACACAAUCGAAGUGUCUAAGUUAAAUGGUCAGUUUAGAAAAGUAUUGAUAAGUAAAAGCUUACAAGAACGUAGGGCCAUCAGUUUAGAUCCUAUUCGAGGAUAUAUGUAUUGGACUGAUUGGGGGGACGUGCCUUAUAUUGGUAAGGCUGGAAUGGAUGGUAGCGAACCUAAAGCUAUUUUAAAUGAAUCUCUUGGUUGGCCAAAUGCCUUAGUAAUAAGCUUAGCUACAGAAGAACUUUUUUGGGCUGAUGCAAAAGAGGACUAUAUAGCUUAUUCUGACUUAAAUGGAAACAAUAGACAUUUCAUUAUGAGCAGAAAAAUUGACCCUUAUGUUAAUAUACACCAUGUGUUUGCUAUCACUUUAUUUGAGAACUUUGUUUAUUGGUCUGAUUGGGAAACAAAAAGCAUUCAUAAAUGUCAUAUAUAUUCAGGCCAAGAAUGUCGAAAUGUUACAUCACUUGCUUACAGACCAAUGGAUAUUAAAGUUGUGCAUCCUCUUUUACAACCAUCAAGAGCAUACAACCCCUGUGAAAAAAAUAACGGUGGAUGCAAAGGUUUGUGUCUUUUAUCACCAAAUUUGGGUAGAACAUGUGCAUGUCCUCAAGAUUUUAUUCUUGCACCAGACAAUAUGAAUUGUAUUGCAAAUUGUUCUUCAUCCCAUUUUGUGUGUGCAAAUACAUUUAAAUGCAUACCCUUCUGGUGGCAUUGCGAUAAACAUGAUGACUGUGGUGAUGGUUCUGAUGAGCCUGACACUUGUUUAGACUUUCUGUGUACUCCUGGACAGUUCCAAUGUAAAAAUCAUCAGUGUAUACAGCCUUCACAAAUAUGUAAUGGCAUAUUUGAUUGUAAAGACAAUUCUGAUGAAGAAAACUGUGGAAAUUAUACAUGUCUUGAUACGGACUUUAAAUGUCAACAUGGCUCUAAAUUCAGCAAAUUACCAAUGCCAACUUGUAUAUCGAAUCAGCUGAAAUGCAAUGGUCGCAAUGAUUGUUUGGAUGGCGAAGAUGAAAAAGAUUGUAAAUCGAAAACAUGUGGUGCAAAGGAGUUCAAAUGCGAGAUUACAGGGAAGUGUAUUCCAAAUGUGUUUAUGUGUGAUGGUGAAUAUGAUUGUGGUUUUGGUGAUAAUUCUGAUGAACCAGAAAAUUGUACUUCAAGAUCAUGUUCAUCAGAUGAAGUGCGUUGUAAAAAUGGUCGAUGUAUCCAUUCAACAUGGAUGUGUGAUGGUGAAAAUGAUUGUCCUGAUAUGGACGAUGAACCACCUUCAUGUUAUAACAUCACGUGUGAUCCAACAUACUUUAAGUGUGCUAAUGGAAAGUGUAUUCCAGGUCGUUGGCGAUGUGAUAAUGAAAAUGACUGUGGUGAUAAAUCUGAUGAAAUUGGCUGCUCACCAAGAAAUUGUUCAGAACAUGAAUUUCGAUGCUCUGAUGGUCGAUGUAUAUUAACUAGUCAAAAAUGUGAUGGAAAAAUUAACUGUUCAGAUAAUAGUGAUGAGGAUGAUUGUGAUUCACAUGUUACUUGUGGAAGUGAUGACUUUCACUGUAAUGGGUCCUAUCAUUGUAUUUCACCAACAUGGAGGUGUGAUGGAGAUCAAGACUGUCCUGAUGGUUCUGAUGAGUGGAAUUGUACAGAUAAACUUGGAAAAGGAUGUUCAAUUAGUCGUAAUGGCCAAUUUGUAUGUAAAAAUGGUGAUUGUAUAUCACUUGGAAAUAGAUGUGAUGGCGAAGAAGAUUGUGCUGAUGGCAGUGAUGAAAACCGAACUAUGUGUGCAUUAGUGGCUUGUCCACCUGGAAAAUACCGAUGUGACAAUCAUAAUUGCGUUUUUAAUACAAAUGUCUGUGAUGGUUUGGAUCAUUGUGGUGAUGGCUCUGAUGAAAAUAAAGUGGCAUGUGCCAGUGCUAGUGAAAUAUGCGAUUCAAGUAAAUUUAGAUGUGCAAAUGGUCUAUGUAUAAACCGACAUCUUCGAUGCAAUGGGUUUUUUGACUGUCCCGAUAAUUCAGAUGAACAGCUAUGUAAUGUGACUAAAACAUCAUGUCAAUUUGGGACAUGUUCUCAGAUUUGCGUACCUAAAAAAAACUCCACUCAUUCUUGCCAUUGUGCCUCUGGUUAUAGCAUAACUCUUCCUAAUAAAUCAUGUCAGGCUAUUGGUACUCCAGCAUUAUUAGUUGUGGCUAACAAUGAAGGAGAUAUUUUCUUUGUUGAUCCAUACAAAUCCCAUGAAAACUUAUUUAAAUAUUCUGCUGUUACAAUACCAUCUCAUAAAAUACAUUCAAUUGAUAUAUUGUGGACGAUAAAUGCAACAUAUCUGUUUUGGAGUGAUCAUAACUCUAAAGCCUUAUAUUCUACAAUUAUUGAUAAAUCAAAUCGAACUACCCGUGAUGUAAAUACUGCUAAAAAAAUUAUUCAAACUAUAGGCACCCCUGAAAGUAUUGCUGUGGAUUGGGUUGCAAACAAUUUGUAUUGGAUUGAAACUUCUGACAGAACCAAAGUUAUUAAAGUAGCUACUCUGGAUGGAAAAAAUAUUAGAACUUUGGUAAAACUUGAAACAGAUCGUAAACCACAAAAUAUCGUAUUAGAUCCUCAGUCUGGGACAAUGUAUUGGACAGAUUUGGGUCGUAAACCACGCAUUGAAACAUGUUCAAUGGAUGGUUACAAUAGACGAACAUUUAUUAGUGAGUCUGUUCGUAGUCCUGCAGGUAUCACAAUUGAUUAUGCUGCUCGUCGUUUGUAUUGGUCAGACACCAAGCCUUAUACUAUAGAAUCUGUUCUAUUAGAUGGAAAAGGACGCAAAGUUAUACAUAAAUUUCCCAAAGGUAAACAUCCAACUAAUAUUGAGUUAUUUGAGGAUUCAAUUUAUGUAUCACUUAUGACAACGAUUGUAAAAAUUGACAAGUUUGAAAAUAAGAAUAUAACUACCUUAUCGAAAAAUAUCUUUAGGGCUACAGAUUUAGUUAUUAUGCAAGAGAAUAAACAUCCAAAAGACUUGAAUAACUUUUGUCUUAUAAAUCCAUGUCAUCAUACUGCAUUGUGUACUUUGAGUAUGAAUCCCAAAAAUAGAACUUGUAUGUGUGCAGAUGACCAAGUAGAAGUUCCUACAUUGACGGACGACAUUAAAUGUGUAGAUAAGCAAACUCCUCCUUUAAUUUGUGAUCCAUCAUGCGAUAUGGGAGAAUGUGUAUUAAACGUGACAUCAGAAUUGGGUUAUUGUAAAUGUAAUCCAUUUUUUGGUGGAGAGACAUGUAAUGAGUACGAAUGUCAUAAAUAUUGUCACAAUAAAGCCUCCUGUUAUGUAUUCCAUGAAGACAUACUCGAAGAAUCCAAACUCAAGGUACUUGUCUAUGUUCUAUUUAUUGGACCGGUGAUAGAUGUGAUAUUCCUGUACCUCCAAAAGUGUUGUCCAAAAGGAGGGAAUUGCUUGAAUGGUGGAAUUUGUAUUGACAAUAUUUGUGACUGUAUGCCAGGCUUUACAGGUGAAUUUUGUGAAAAAUGUGUGAACGUUGAUUGUAAAAAUGGAGGAGUAUGUGUCUUAACUGAUUCUGGCCAUGGUGAAUGUAAGUGCCCUGCUGGAUAUAUGGGCCCCACAUGCACUAAAUCAGAUUGUGAUAACUACUGUAUUAAGGGAACUUGCUUUUUAGAUUCCAAUGGUCCUAUUUGCAAAUGCCAUGAAGGAUAUACUGGACCACAUUGUGAAUUUGAUAAAUGUGACAACAAUAAUUGUUUAAAUGGCGGAUCUUGUUAUAUCAAAGACAAUAUAACGGCUUGUUUAUGUUUACCACAAUUCAAAGGUCCGUCUUGUCGUAUAGAUAUUUGUAACUGUACAUGUGAUAAAAAUGAUCACGAGUGUCACAUAUAUUGCCCUCCUAAUCGGAAAUAUCCUUUAUGUGAUCAAAUUAAUUCUACCACAAAUUUGUGUCAUCCAGAAAUGUGCAAAAAUGGUGGUACUUGUAUCAUUGUUGAUGGACUACCCGCCUGCAGGUGUGUUGGCCUUUGGGGUUCAUCUGACUGCAGUAAUAUAAUUGUAGAUUCUGGAUCUUGUUUGGGUUAUUGCUAUAAUAAUGGUACAUGUUACAUGGAAUCAAAUUCUGGUGUAAAUGAACCUAAUUGUAAGUGUAGUUCAGGAUGGACUGGAUCACGGUGCGCUGAUCGGUUCACUUGUGCAAAUUAUUGUAUAAAUGGUGGCACAUGUAUAGAGCCUGAAGAAUCUAUUGGGAGCUUAUCAUGCCAUUGUCAAAAAGGUUAUAUUGGCGACAGAUGCCAAACCCAAUUAAUAGAUGAAUAUAUGUCUUCAGAACAUCAAAAUAAACACAGUAUAAAUGCUUUGUGGGUAAUAUUCUUAAUUAUUGUACUGUCAAUUGUCAUUACUGCUACUACAUAUUAUUUCACCAAGCUUAGAAGAAGAGGUCGUUCAUUUUCACAUGUAAGAAUGCAAGAAAAUUCAGAAGUCAAUAAUCCAAUGUACAUUCAAGAUGAUAUAGAUGAUGAAGAUGUUCAUCUGGAUCGUUCUUUUCCAUUACAAGAAAAACCUAGUGGACAUUUUGGAAACCCAGUAUACGACUCUGUGUACAGUGCUAGUAGUAGUGCAUCAGUUACUGGCAGUGAAGAAAGCAAAGGUCUUUUACAGAGCACUAAUUUGACAAAUCAAAUAUUGACACCAGAAAAUAGCCACGAUGAAACAUAAUUAAAAGUAAAUAACAUACUAACGAUAAACUCAUUAAAGGAUUUUUUUACUAGUAUUAUAGUUUGUUUGAUUAAUUUAUAUAAAACAAAUAAUUAAGGAAUUUCAAUAUUAAUUGCUUGGUUUCUCCCCUUACUCAUAAGCAGCUAAUUGUAGAUUAUGAUUUUUUUUUUUGUAUAGCUAUUCAUUAUCAUUAAUACUAGUUCCUAUUUCUGUAUGAAAAAAAAUAACAGUACAACAAUAUUUUUCAUUAGAGUUGUAACUUAUUAAUAAGUAUAACCUAUUUAUGGUAAAAUUUGUCUAUAUUAGUAAAUCCAUAAUGUAGCGGGAUACAAAAUUAUAUUUGAUAAUGACAGUUGAUGAAUUUAAUAUGAGGUAUUGAAAAUUGUUUUUUUUUUAUUAUUAAAAUUAUCCCAUACAUUUAUUUGUACAAUAUACCAUGUGCAAAUCAGAUUUUGUUUUCGAAAGAUUUCGCUGAAAUCUGACAAUGUAGAACUCUAGUUUUUUAAUUUGUUUAGUAGUUAUUUAGAUUUAAGGUUUUUUGUUUUUUAUACUAAGUACAGAUGUUUUCCUUGUUAUAUGCAAGUUUAAACUUGUUUUUUUUUUUUAACUCAAUCUGGUUUUAAACAUUCAAAUAAUGUUUAAUUUAUAAAUGGACCAGUCAA
This is a messenger RNA of Acyrthosiphon pisum (pea aphid), 15139 nucleotides long. It is a transcript of the gene LRP1, whose product is annotated as LDL receptor protein 1. The record is from RefSeq and is a predicted model, not a curated record. Gene Ontology annotation, molecular function: calcium ion binding; protein binding. Gene Ontology annotation, cellular component: plasma membrane; signaling receptor complex. NCBI's taxonomy places the organism in Eukaryota, Metazoa, Arthropoda, Insecta, Hemiptera, Aphididae.